UUGUUUCUGAUGGGUUGAAGGAGGUUGGAGUUGUUAUGGAGAGGGUAAGGGAUUAUGUGAAAUGGAUGAAGUCAUCACCAGCUCGGAGUGCAAAGUUCAAUUCUAGCAUCAGGUAUCUAGAGAUGGAUGAGAAAAGACUUGUGUCUUUGGAUGUUCUGACUAGGUGGAAUUCCACCUAUUUGAUGUUGGAUUAUGCAGAAAGGUUCGAGCCUGUCUUUAAGUUCAUACAUGCUAGUCCAACAGAUGCUUCCUUCCGAGACUAUGUGGACUCCAAGAAGGGUCUUCCAAGUGAAGAAGAUUGGCGCAACAUUAGGCGGCUCAAGAAGUACUUGAAGUUCUUUUAUGAACUUAUCCUUCGUGUAUAAGGUAUGUGAACGUCAAAAUUUUCAAAUUCAUAUCUUAAAGUGAGUGAUUAAUGAUUAUGAGUUAUAAUAUUUAUAUUGAUGUUUGUUAUUUUUACUUUGUAUCAGGAACAUCAUAUGUCACUGCAUAUACUUUCUGCAGAGCCAUUAUUGAUAUUUAUGAAGUGAUAGCAACUUUGAAGAAGGAUGUAGAUGGAUAGAUUCAAACAAUGGCAGAAAGAAUAAAGGCAAAGGUGAGGAAAUAUUGCUUUGAGAAUGAUGCAUGAUGACGAGGAGGAUAGCCUUAGGAUAAAUAGGCUAGUUUACAUGACAUGUGUGCUAGAUCCCAAGCGUAGACCAGAGUAUUUGACUAUGAUGUUGGAAGAGAUGUAUGGGAGGUCAAAAGGGAAAGCUUUGGCAGAUGAAGUAAAGAAAGAGAUGGCUGCAAUGUUUGAGGUCUACAAGUUGAGGUAUACACCUCCACCCUCUGAGUCUGAGCAUACUACUCAGACUACUCCUCCUACUGUGACUGCGGGGGAUAGUACUAGUGACAAAUCUUCUAUUAUGGGAGGGGCAUUUGAGGCUCGGUUCCAGCAGAAGAGAAAGGAGCAACUUAGGGGGGGGGGGGUCGAGGUUCCGGUGCUGAGUUGGACUCCUAUUUGAGAGGUGUUGGUGAUGCUAUUAACGAGGAACUUGAUGAUAGGAAGUUUGAAAUUCUAAAGUGGUGGUCUCAGAACAGUAUUAGAUAUCCCAUUCUUUCAGAGAUGGUUAGGGAUAUCUUAGCAGUUUCAGUCUCCUCUCUUGCCUCGGAGUCUGCUUUCAGUUGUGGAGGUUGAUUUCUUAGUCCUUUCCGAUCUUCUUUGAGCCCAAACAUUGUAGAGGCCUUGAUUUGUGCUGAAGAUUGGAUACGGUAUGAAAGUGGAAAGACUGCAGUUGGAAUGGAUGAUAAGGAAGAAGAUCAAGAGAUAGGCGAUUAUGAAAAAGGUAAGAAUUCAAUUCAUUAUUCUAAUUUUUCUAUAUUAUUUACUAUUAAACUAUUCCUUUAUUAACAUUUGUGUUUUUUUAUUACUAGUCACUACUACUUUUCAAGCUCGAGUGGAAACUGCAAGUGAUAUGCCAAGUGCAAGUGGAACACAUAGCUUACCUGUUGCGGUUGAUGAGGAUGAUGAUGAUGAUGAUGAUUCCAACUGACACACCCUAACCCGGCCGGGUACUACUUUUACUAAAAUGCCAUUGAUAAAUAAAAUGCUCAAAUAUUAAAUUGCAGCGGGAAAAAUUUUCAUAAAUAAAAUACUGAAAACACACACUUAUAGUUCAGAGCAAAAGCCCUAAAACGUGGGCAAAUUUAACUCAAACUUUAAAUCCCAAUCUGUUCUCUAGUCUAUACUCAUAAUCAUAAAAUGUAAAUAACUAGGUAGUCUCUGUCGUUGCUGCUACUGAAAAUCUUACCUAGGCAUCCUCCAUGACGCUUGCACUGCCCUCCUCUAGCUGGUUGCUCUCGAACUUUUCCUCUCGAACUCGCUGCUCUCUAACUGCUCCUCUAGCUAGCUGCUACCGAUCUGGUUCUCACUCAUUCCCUUACUAAGGCCUGGUGAGUGAGUUGGGGUCAGUCUACUCCCUUAUGUAUUAAUAAUUCUAAUACUUGAGUAUUUUACUUAAACACUUAACUUUAACUAGUGGAAGUUGUUUGUACUUCCAAACUUAAAAUCUUAACUCUUAAACUUUGAGGGAGUUGAAGUUACUCUCCUCUCUUAAAGCUCAAAUCUUAACUUAAAUCUUUUGACUGACACGGGGAUCCCUCACUAGCUAGUCCGGUUGCCAACUCAUAAGUAUGAGAAGCCAUCCAGGCUUUCCUUAAACUUAUACUUAGUUAGGGGAGUCGUAACGAUUCAUCCCCCUAACAUCUUAAACUUAUCGUGGUGGCUCUUCGCCACGAUUCUCAAGAGCAUAACUGCUGAUCAUCUUAAAAGUCUCAAGAGCAUAACUGCUGCUCUAUCUCAAAAUCUCAAAUGGCAACGGACUGGCGCUAGUGACUAAAAACACUUAAAACAACUUCACCUUCUUGAAGGUGGGUUACUUCUUUAAAAAGAACUUGUUUCUUUAACUUAAACUUACUUGUAAGUAAAGCACACAACAACAUAAAACUGAAAGCAUAAAUCACAUAAAUCAGAUGACAUCCUAUAAGCAUACAAAGGCAAGUACGACACACAGCAGUCAAAUCUCAUAAACUUAUAUACCGUAAGGCGUAGAGUUUACCCCCUUUACACUCACCUCAUUACGAACGCUUUGAAUUGACCAGGGUACCUCGGUUAAGUCUCCAUGCAAUUCAAAUCUCCUUUGUAUUAUUUCAAGAGCUGCAUAUAAUUUCCAUUCCAAAGUCAAAUCAAUUCCAUACGUAUUA
Linum trigynum is the source of this 2742-nucleotide messenger RNA. Lineage: Eukaryota; Viridiplantae; Streptophyta; Magnoliopsida; Malpighiales; Linaceae. The record is from the annotation of a GenBank genome assembly.